Molecule: messenger RNA, 915 nt
Organism: Miscanthus lutarioriparius
Lineage: Eukaryota; Viridiplantae; Streptophyta; Magnoliopsida; Poales; Poaceae
Source: the annotation of a GenBank genome assembly
AUGGCACUAUGGAACGGUCUCAGCCAGGCUGCCACCGUCGCACAGCUGGCUGGAGUCGACGCUGGUGGCCUCAUCACCAUGAUUGUCCAGGCAGUGCAAACUGUUCGCCGGAACAGGGAGGAGUGCCAACACCUUAUGCACCAUGUCAUGAUGAUCGGAGAUCUCCUACAAAUGCUUCAGCAGUCAGAGACGAUGCAGCGCCCAGAGAUCCGGAGACCGCUGGACGGAUUGGAAGACACACUCCGGCAGGCGUACACGCUAGUCGUGUCCUGCCAGCAGAGCAACACCAUGUAUCGCUUCCUCAUGGCAGGAACUCAAGCUCAGAAGUUCCGUGACAUCCGAGAUAGAAUUGAUUCAUAUCUCGGCUCUACCUUUGGACUUUCUCUUGUUGAAGCUGGUGAGUCCUUGACUCAAGGACCACUUCCUUGUACUGCUGUACAUGCCCACCGUAGGCUUCAGAAGAGGCGCCGGAGUCAUCUGGGAGCCAUGUCAACCCUGACUCCCGGAGGGCUUACGGCUUUCAAGUUCUCCGAGCUGGCUAGAUCUACAAAUAAUUUCUCAUCUAACAAUAUAAUUGGAAGUGGUGGUUUUGGUAAUGUUUACAAGGCUUGGGAUUUAUGGUCUUCCGGAAGAGCAAUGGAACUGAUAGAUUUAUGGUCUUCACUGCACGAUGAGCCCCAAAUGAACUCUAUACUUCGAUGCAUUCAGAUAGCACUGCUGUGUGUUCAACGGAACUGGGCAGACAGGCCCACCAUGGCAGAUGUUCUGUUUAUGCUGAAAUGUGAGACUAUGACCUUACCUGUCCCUGGGCCUCCUGCAGCACAUACAUCAGGGCCAGUAUUAUCGGGUGGAUCAGCAAAUACCAGUGGAACAGCAAGCAGUACAACCUAUGCAAGUGCAGAGUCUGACGACUGA